Messenger RNA from Cotesia congregata, 1401 nucleotides. The record is from the annotation of a GenBank genome assembly. Lineage: Eukaryota; Metazoa; Arthropoda; Insecta; Hymenoptera; Braconidae.
AUGGGCGAGCAUCCAAUAAGAAUAAUCUUGUCAGGUAAUCGAGACACGGAAGAGCAAGCGGAGGAUGUGAGGGCGAAGAGAAGACGGAGGGAAGACAAGAAGAAAAGUUACAAAAUUUGCAGCAAAAAGAGUGACAGUGAGAGUGAAGGGAGUUCCGCUGAAGGAGUGCCACCGUCAUCAUCAUCGUCAUCUCGACGACACCCGUCACUUGUCGUGGUAUCGUCGCUCGGGUUCUUGAGGGUGUCCUCGCCCUCGAGCCUCCUGGCUGGGCUGCUCCUCGUUAGUCUACUGGUGAGUCACUUCAGGGCAACUUUGGCGGUGCCCACGAGAAUGGAGCACCAGCAGAGCCACCGUCACCAAUACCGUCAUCAACCUGAGAGCCUCGAGGCUCACGAGCCGCCCAAAGAGGGGACCGGAGACAAUGCUGGGCUUCGUGAUGAUGACGAUGAUGAGCUUGAGACCUUGAGGAGAAGCAUCGUGGAGGGUCUCGGUCUCAAGAGGAUACCCGAUCCUUCAAAGGCUAACGUGAGUCAGACCGAGUACGAGAGAGCCCACGGAGAGUACCUGACCAGGCUGCAAAUGUCCAGAGCACCUGGUGACAGAAGACGUAAGAGACUUCACACUUUUAAUGCAACAGAAGUGCCGAGUCGAGUAAAAAGACAAGCGAUAGAAAACGAGCACCACCACCUGUUCUUCCCAGUGGAGAUGCCAGUGGACAGCGAAGUAGAGCACGCGAACUUGAGGCUGUUCCUGACGACAGACCUUGAAGAAGCGCCAAUAGAAGUAUCAAUUUACAGACUGACUAACUCCUCGCGACACUUGGUGACCCGAGAAACAAUCCAAAGACUCUCGGGCCCGCGGUGGAUCGAGCUGGACACCACGGAGGCUGCUGCUUACUGGCACGAAGCUCUGGAGGACAAUUUGGGCCUGGAGCUGCGCUUGGAGAGUCAUGUUAGGAGCAACAUCGUCUUUUCUCACCCAGUUUUUAACGUGUUCACAACGAGCCACAGCUCGCGAAGACGCCGGUCGGCUCACGAGCAGCUGAUGUCGCUUCACAAGGGUCGUAGGACAGAAUGCCGUGAUAAUAACAAAAAGUGCUGCCGCCAUGAGAUGACGGUGAUCUUCAAAGACAUAAAAGGGUUUGAGUUCAUAGUUCAGCCGAAAAAUUUUGACGCUGGGUACUGCAAAGGACGGUGUCCUCCUCGGUACAAUCCUGCGCACCACCAUGCGCUUCUUCAAAGCUUGAUCUGGAAAGAGGACAAGCGUAAAGCGCCCAGACCCUGUUGCGCGCCCAGCAAACUUGCCGAGCUUGAGAUUCUUUAUUUUGACGAAAACGAUCCUACCAAGCUUAAAGUCUCCAGCUGGAAAAAUAUGAGGGUUCUUGAGUGUGCGUGUUCUUAA